Ctenopharyngodon idella (grass carp) is the source of this 3907-nucleotide messenger RNA. It is a transcript of the gene zfyve9b, whose product is annotated as zinc finger, FYVE domain containing 9b. The record is from RefSeq and is a predicted model, not a curated record. Lineage: Eukaryota; Metazoa; Chordata; Actinopteri; Cypriniformes; Xenocyprididae. Gene Ontology annotation, biological process: liver development; endosomal transport. Gene Ontology annotation, molecular function: metal ion binding. Bases 450 to 2831 code for a protein of 793 amino acids. Gene Ontology annotation, cellular component: early endosome membrane; endosome. The transcript has 16 exons.
UUUCGCGUACGUCACCGCACCUUUACGGCUGGUUCAGAACGUGUUAUCUGCAAUAAUGAGACCUGUAUCUUAUAUCGAAGUGAUAGAAAUAGCAAGGCAAUGUUAUGUUAAAACGAUGGGCAAUAUUAAUAAUUAUUAAGAAAAAGAGAAGACCUAAGAGAAAAUGAAACUUUGUCAACGCAGAUAAAAACUCGUCAUUGUGCACCUCUUGACUUCUCAAGUGAUUGCGACGCCCCUGUGAACGCGCGUUCAUCUCGAGCGCCGCUGUACAGCCUCGCGCAGACCUCUGAUGGCGCGCACAAGUCAACAGUACACUGAGGUGGCGAUGGGAUACAGAGAUCCUGGACUUUGUGCAGGCCAUGUCGUGAUGGUUUGAGGAUAAAACACAGCUCGGGUGGGCUAAAAUAUGAUCAGUAACCCUCUCGCGUUGACCUCCCUCCACUGAGACUAUGAGGCAAGCAGUAACCGCCACUCUGUCUGUGUGGGGUGAGAGGCGUUUCGGGUACUCCACCCUCAAGGACUCCAGCGAGUCUCUGUUAGACGAGCGCAAGCUGAGGCCUGGGCUGAAAGAGGACUCUGUCAUUGAAGAAAAAGAGCGGGCAGAGAAUGAGCAGGAGCAGCUGGAGGCUGUGCUGGGACUUCCAUCGUCCCCAGUGGAGGACACUCAGCAAACAGGCAGCACGGAGCUUUCAGACUCUACGCUGGAGUCAUGCCAGGACCAUAAGAAGAGUGGUGGGCUGGAAGCAUCACUACUGUUUGGCCCUAAGAACACUGACUCCGCGGGGAGGAAGGGUUCUCUUGGAGCUUUGCCUGUGCAGCGCUGCAGUUCCCUGGGCACCACGGCCCCUCAGUGGGUCCCUGAUUCUCAGGCACCAGCAUGCAUGAAAUGUGGAUCCAAAUUCUCCUUCACCAAAAGACGUCAUCACUGCAGAGCUUGUGGGAAGGUUUUUUGUGUGGUUUGCUGUGACCUGAGAUUUAAAUUGACUCAUCUUGGUGGGAAAGAGGGGCGUGUCUGUGUCACCUGUCAUUCAACUUUGAUUAACCGGACACUUCGGAAAGACCAGAAGAAGGUUUGGUUUGCAGAUAAUCUCCUUCCCCAGUCUGAGAGUAGAAGUGCCAACAGCUCUCCUAUUCACAGGAGUGCGUCCCACACACAGAGGGCUGAGCUCGCUCAGGCGGAAGUAACUGACCUUAGAGCAGGAGAUGAAGUCAGGGGUCUUAGUGGUAACUCCUCAAAACCCACUCCACCAAAGGACCUUCCUCCUAUUCUGACAUCAACAGGGGUCAAAGGAGACUAUACUCUGGAGGAGAAGAGAACAGAGUCGUCACUCUUAGAGGAGUUGGAGAGAGGUCUUGCAGAGCCUUUGGUCUUUGUGCUUAACGCAAACCUGCUGGCCGUGGUGAAGAUUGUCAGCUAUGUGAACCGGCGGUGCUGGUGUGUUAUGUCGAAGGGUAUGCAUGCUGUUGGACAGCCAGAGGUGGUCAUUUUAUUGCAGUGUUUGCCUGAGGAGAAGAGAUUCCCAACGGAUAUUUUCAGUCAUUUCAUUCAGAUCUACUGGGAUGCCCAGACAGCAGCAGGAAAGCUUCUGAAUCACCUAAGUCACUCUUUGGUAUCCCGGGGGUUUCUGGGUAAUAAUGAGCAUGCAGGCUUUCUUUACGUGCGUCCGACAUUCCAGUCUCUGGAGGGCCUGCCGUUACCUGUGCCUCCCUUCCUGUUCGGGCUCCUCAUGCUCCGUGCAGAGGCUCCAUGGGCCAAAGCCUUUCCCUUGAGACUCAUGCUACGUUUAGGAGCCGAGUACAGAUUCUAUCCCUGUCCCUUGUUCAGUGUGCGCUUCAGAGAGCCUCUCUUCGGACCCGUUAACAACAGUAUCAUGAGACUCUUAGUGGAUUUCCGUUUUUACCGUUACACACUGCCGACGGUACCGGGGCUCGUGGUUGAUCUAGAGGCUAGAAGCACCUGUAUAAGAAUCCCUAAAACACGUCAUCCAGAGCUGCUGAAGGCUCUGAAUAAGUCUAAUGAGAGAGUGCUGGCCUUGGGCGCCUCCUUUAAUGAGCAGGCCGACUCUCAUCUCAUUUGCGUGCAGACGGCAGAUGGACAGUACCAGACCCAGGCCAUCAGCAUUCACAGCCAACCACGCAGAGUCACUGGCUCGUGUUUUUUUGUGUUCAGUGGAGCGCUCAAGCCUUCAUCAGGGUAUUUGGCCAAGUCCAGCAUUGUAGAAGAUGGUUUGAUGGUGCAGGUAACCAUGGAGACCAUGGCUGAGUUACGCCGAUCUCUACGGGACAUGAAAGACUUCACAGUCACCUGUGGAAAAAUCCACCCAGCAGAGAGGCAGGAAUAUGUGCACAUUCAGUGGCAGGACGAAGAGCCACGCUUUAAUAAAGGCAUUAUCAGCCCCAUUGAUGGGAAGUCUAUGGAAUCUCUCACAAACAUCAAGACCCAUCAGCGCUUAGAAUACAAAGCCAAUGGGAAGCUCAUACGCUGGACAGAGGUGUUUUACUUGCUGAAAGACCAACAUCCAAAUGGUCUUAAUAACCACACCAGCCAUAACCGUCUAACAGAACGUCUUGCACGUGCGUUCUGCUUGGCACUGUGCCAGUCUCUUUGUUUGCUGAAAGAGGACGGCAUGACCAAACUGGCACUGAGAGUAAUUCUGGAUGGGCAGAAGAUGGAGUUUUUGGCAGGCAGUAACGGUCAGCGCCUUCCAGCACCGUACCAUGACUGUCUUAACCAAUCAUUAACAUCCGUGGUGCAGAGUAACUCUCAGUACCAGGGUCUCGCCGCUUGCCAGCUGGAGCUCAUCUUCUAUAUUCUUGAGGAUACGGCAUAGAGACAGACCACACCACUGUCACAUGUGCCAAUACUCCCAGAAACCUCCUGAGCAUAACCUUUGAGUUCAGUAUAAUUUGAGAGUGGAAUGUAGUAGACGUCCCCAUGGGGCAGCUUAUUUUAGAAGUUUAUUCAAUACCAUACUGCUCACUGUGAAAGGGUCUGGGGUUAAGACAUCAAAUGGCUUUAAAAACUACUAACAUUUCUCAGUCAUCACUAGUGGUCGACUGAUAUAUCAUUUUUGCUGAUUGAUCAACACCAGUAGUAGCUCUUGAAACUAUUAUACAAUGGCAAAAAUGAACACUGAUAGUUCACUAGGUGCCACAAGGUUCUUAUGGAAGCGCAUUUCCAUUUCAAAGUUAAAAAAAAUUGCUACGUUAUUUCUCAUAAUCGCAUCCUCAGAUCUGGCUAUUGCAACUAAUUGAAAAAUUCUCUUAAUUGUGACUUUAUAUCUCACAGUUGCAACUUUAUUUCUCGUAAUUGUAACAGUAUCUCACAACUGUGACUUAUCUCACAUGUGUGACAUUUUCGUGUAAUUGCAGCUUCAUAUCUUACUAUUGUGACCAUUUGUCAUAAAUGACUUCAUGUCUCAUAAUUGCAACGUUUAUUACUCAUAAUUGUGACCUCAUAUCACGCCCUUGCGUCUAUUUGUGACUUUUGUAAUUAUGACUUUAUUUCUUGUAAUUGUAACUUUAUAUCUCACGUGUGCGACUAUUUCUUGUAAUUGCAGCUUUCUGUUGUCACCAUCUCAUAAUUAUGACUUUAUUUCCACCCGCAGUAAAAAAAGAAAAAAAUAAUUGCGAACUUGUAUCUCGCUAUUGCUAUAUUUGUCUUAAUCAUGACUUUAUACAGUUGUAAGAAAAAGUAUGUGAACCACUUGCAGAAUCUGUGAAAUGUGAAUAAUUUUAACAAAAUAAGGGAGAUAAUACAAAAUGCAUGUUAUGUUUUUAUUUAGUUCUGUCCUGAGUAAGAUAUUUUACAUAAAAGAUGUUUACAUAUAAUCCACAAGACAAAAAAAAAUUGCUGAAUUUAUUAAAAUAACCCCAUUCAUAAGUAUGUGAACCAUUGAUUCUUAAU